This is a messenger RNA of Manihot esculenta (cassava), 1284 nucleotides long. RefSeq lists its product as uncharacterized. NCBI's taxonomy places the organism in Eukaryota, Viridiplantae, Streptophyta, Magnoliopsida, Malpighiales, Euphorbiaceae. The transcript is spliced from 10 exons. Bases 124 to 930 code for a protein of 268 amino acids. The record is from RefSeq and is a predicted model, not a curated record.
UUUUCGAAUGGAGAAAUUAUUUAUCAUCAAAUAGAAUACGAACCCACUGCAAGCCAAACAGGCCGAAAGCAUUUUCCUGGAAAAUGUUGCAGAAUUCGCUGAUUAUACCCACUCGAGAACGAGAUGAAGAAAAUCACGGCAACGUCUCUAAUUCUUCUCAUGAUUUCCCUCUUCCUACAACAAACGCUAUCCAAGGAAAUUCUAGGAGAUGCCGCUGAAAGAAAUGUUAAGCAAGAAAAAGAGCAAGCACAUGAAGUACAUUGCUCUAGAGAGAGAAGUAGGGCUGCCUGGAACAUUAUAGAGGAGUAUUUGAUGCCAUUUGUUGAACGGGAAAAUUACCAGAUUUCUACUAAAUGUAGACUUCAUCCUGACAAUGACCUCUUCAGGAAUCAAGAGCAGCAUAAAAUUCAGGUGGACACAAAUGAUUGGAAGUGUGGAUAUUGUAAGAAGAGCUUCCACGCUGAAAAAUAUCUUGAUCAACAUUUUGACAGCAGGCACUACAAUCUUCUGAAUGUUAGUGAGGGCAAGUGCUUGGCUGAUUUAUGUGGUGCACUGCAUUGUGAUUUUGUAAUGAAUUCCAAAUCACCAAAGACAAAAUGCAAACCUGCAGCUGUUGCAAAAAAUCGCCACCUUUGUGAGAGUCUUGCAGAUACUUGUUUUCCUCCUAAUCAAGGCCGUUCAGCAAGCCGCUUGCAUGAAUUGUUUUUGCGCCAAUUCUGCAAUGCUCACACUUGUUCAGGGAAAAAGAAGCAUUUUCCUGAAGGGCGCAAGAAGGAAACAAGUGUCAUCUAUCUGGCCAUGUCAAUACUGACCUUGAUGCUGCUGCCUCUAUUUUAUCUUGUUGUUUAUUUAUAUCAGAGAGAAAUGAGGCAGGGAACUCAAGAGCUGAGACGAAUCGCUCGAGUUGGAAGGAAGACAAAGCCAUCAUAGUUAACUGGCAUCCUUGCAUAGUUGCAUGUCCUCCUCGGGGCUGGCAAUUGUUUUGUAAAUGUAGAGUACUCUGUUAAAAGGUAUCAAGAACAUAUCAUUCUUAGACAAGUUGACCAAGAGAUGAUUUGUGAUGGGCAUUGGCAUAGUUCUUUCCUGUGGGAUGGCAUCCUUUUCCUCAUUUGUAUCCUUACUCCUUGUGAUAUGGAAAUCUGGACAGCCUCUACGCAUUUUGUAAUAAUUUAAGUGUUUAUUGAUUAAAAGUUUCAUUUCUAAAAAAAUGUCUGAUCGCAAAUGUCUCUCCAAAUUCAUGUACUUUAAUUGGUAAAAUUUCAUAUCCAUUGCAAUUGUAUAUCU